AUGGCGACGGCAAGAAAAGGGAGAGAGCUUUUUACUAUUUUGGAAACUAGCGCGGACACCGAAAGUGCCACGGAGUGCGACAGCCAAGAGACUCCGCUUAAUCUUUCGGCCGACGUGAAGUGGUUUGAAAUUCCCUUCAGAAAGCCGGACUCGGACGAGGAAGACGAGGCGCGGGAGGAGGAGGAGGAGGAGGAGGAGGUCGGCGAGGGGGAGAAUGGCUUCGGGAGCUCGGCUGCGGACGCGGCCGGCUUCCUCGCGGGAGGAGGCUGCAACAUAAUUCUGGUGACCGGCAGCAACGGGCUCAAGCACGACGAGGAGGACCACGCCGAGGACUGUUAUUAUUCUACCUCCACCAACUGCUCCGACACAGCCUCCAACGACUCGGAUAUCGAUUUCUCCGAUUUGGAGGAGGAGGAGGAGCGCAGGAGUUUUUUCGGCUUCGGAGAGGAUCUGGACGAGGACUGCACUUCUCCCGACUUCUGGGGCGAGCCCGACCAGGUGAUCUCCAUCGAGCCUUUCUCCGCCGUCAGUGGCCCUCAGUACUCGCUGGGGGACGAUGCUGACACCCGCGACUAUUUCCGGAUACUCUUCCCAGAUUCUCUUUUUGAACACAUGGUAGAACAAACAAACAAUUACGCCCUCUAUCGGCAAAGGAGGAGCGGAAAAUCCGACCCCCACUGGCACCCCACGGAUGUCAGGGAGAUGAAAGCCUACGUGGGCCUGAACAUUCUCAUGGGCAUCAACCAGCUGCCAGACACGGGCAUGUACUGGGCCAGUGACAUUUUCAUAGGCAACGCCGGCUUUAAGAAAACAAUGACGGCCCGGCGCUUUGAGAAACUCACCCAGUACCUCCAGCUGUGCGACCGCGAGUCGGAGCCCGUGCGCGGGGAGCGCGGAUACGACGGCCUAUUUAAGAUUAGGCCUCUCCUUGAUGUGGUGGAGAACACUAUGUGGGACGCGUACACGCCCAACCGCUGUCUAACCAUAGAUAAGUGUGCCAUUGUCACUAAGGGACGUUACUCUCCCACCCAGUACAUGCCCUCCAAGCCCCUCAGGAAGGGGCUGACCAUGUGGAUGCUGUGUGACUCCCGCUCGGGCUACUGCCACCGGGCCAAGAUCUACGUGGGCAAGCCCAGCGAGGAGGAGGCCGCCGCCUCCUUAGGCUACAGGGUGGUGACCUCAAUGGUGCGCGGCCUGGAGGGUCAGUACCACCACCUGUUCAUGGACAGCUUCUUCACGUCGGUGCCUCUGCUGCAGAGGCUGCUGAGGGACGGGCUGUACGCGUGCGGGCCCACUCAGCCCGGCCGCAAGGGCUACCCGGAGGUCCUCCGCCCUCGCAACGUCGGGAAACUGUGCCAAGGCGAGUUCUACCAGUGCCAGCGCGGCAACGUGGUCGCCACCGUGACGCGGGAUGUCAAGAUGGUCAGCUGCCUGUCCACCAACUGCGCGCCGGGGAUCGUGGGCAUCAGCCCGGGGCGGCAGCAGCCGGACGCGGACGGGGAGGGCGAGAGCGACCACGCCGACAACCCGGGCCUGGCGUUCGGCGUGCCGCGGCCGCUGCCCCUGCUGCUGUACCAGGAGAACAUGAGGGGCGUGGACCUGUGCGACCAGCUGCGGGAGUGCUACCAGGUGGGCAGGCCGUGCAAGAAGUGGUGGCGCUACUUCCUGUGGUUCUACGUCAACCUGUGCAUCGUCAACGCCUACGUGAUCCUGAGGGAGAGCCGGGGGGGCGCUCCGCCCGCGGGCUUCAACGGCAAGCACUUCACCCAGCGCCACUUCCGCGUGCGCCUGGCUCAGCAGCUGAUCGGAGACUACCAGGGCGCGCGGGGCAUGGAGCGGGCGGCGCGCAAAAGACACGCGGACUCCCCCAUCGAGUACGGACAUCGCCUGGAGCGCAUGUCGGAGCGCUCCCGCCGCUGCAGGAACUGCACCAACAAGGGGCUGCGCCACGAGAGCGUGUUCGGCUGCAAGAUAUGCAAUGUCCACCUAUGCAGGGGCGGGUGCUUCUCUGAGUUUCAUAAAUAA
Menidia menidia (Atlantic silverside) is the source of this 2025-nucleotide messenger RNA. Lineage: Eukaryota; Metazoa; Chordata; Actinopteri; Atheriniformes; Atherinopsidae. The record is from the annotation of a GenBank genome assembly.